Messenger RNA from Punica granatum (pomegranate), 2144 nucleotides. NCBI's taxonomy places the organism in Eukaryota, Viridiplantae, Streptophyta, Magnoliopsida, Myrtales, Lythraceae. The record is from RefSeq and is a predicted model, not a curated record.
GCACACUUCCCUCUCAUACAUUACAUUCUCUCAAACCCUCAUAGACACUUUCUCUUCGUCUGCACAGACAAGGAAAAACUGUGCCAACAGAGCGGAAAACAAUGAUCACCUCACAAGAUUUCUACAAUGUCAUGUGCGCCAUGGUCCCGCUAUACUUCGCCAUGUUCGUGGCUUACGGUUCUGUCAAAUGGUGGAAGAUAUUCACGCCUGAGCAGUGCUCGGGCAUAAACCGGUUUGUCGCUGUGUUCGCAGUCCCGAUCUUGUCCUUCCACUUCAUAUCCCAGAAUGACCCCUACCAGAUGGACACGAGGUUCAUACUGGCCGACACGGUGUCAAAAGUCCUCGUGCUCCUGAUCCUGUCCGUCUGGGCCAUCGUUUCCAACAGCGGGUUGGACUGGGUGAUUACGCUGUUCUCGGUUGCGACGUUGCCGAACACUUUGGUGAUGGGGAUCCCUCUGCUGAAGGCCAUGUAUGGAGAUUUCACUCAGAGCCUCAUGGUCCAAGUUGUUGUGCUUCAGUGUAUUAUUUGGUAUACUCUUCUGCUGUUCCUGUUCGAGUACAGGGCUGCAACCCAGCUGAUCAGAAACCAAUUUCCUGGCCCUGCUGCCGCGGCUAUAUCGAAAAUCGAGCUCGAUGGGGAUGUGAUAUCACUCGAUGGGAGGGACCCGAUUUGCACCGAAUCUGAAAUCGAUGGAAAUGGGCGCAUCCGGGUCCGCAUCCGACGAUCCACAUCGUCUGCCCCCGACUCAGCUCUAUCGUCCACUGUAGCUCUUACUCCCAGGCCAUCGAAUCUCUCUAAUGCUGAGAUCUUCUCAGUGAACACCCCAGCACAUAACCAUGCAUACAGUUAUGGCGACAAUGGCAUUGCUUUUGCUAAUGGGGAUUUGGGUUUCGGGUACCGGGCCACGAGCCCUAGGCUAUCUGGUUAUGGGUCAUCUGAUGCAUACUCACUCCAGCCAACUCCGCGGGCAUCGAACUUCAAUGAAAUGGAUGCUAUCACAAUCGCUACUACAGUGAAUAAUAAUGGUACUCCAGUCUGGAUACGGUCUCCAACCACCGGAAGGGUUUUGCAGAAGGCGAGUUCUCCAAUGUUUCCUAGCGUGAAGAUGGUCUGGGAGUCACCCGGCAAGGGUGUCAAUAGUAGCCUUGACCCCAAAGACAUCAACACUCCAGAGAAAGAAAUUAGUUUUAGGGAAAAUGUGAAAAUUCCUGUGCUGGACCAAGCUGAUAACACUGAAGCAGCAGCUCAACAAAUGCCAGGACCCUAUGUUAUGCUGAGGCUGAUACUCACCGUGGUUGGUCGAAAGCUCUCUCGAAACCCUAAUACAUACUCCAGCAUUCUGGGCCUUCUCUGGUCUCUUAUCUCUUUCAAGUGGAACGUGGGGAUGCCAAGCUUACUGAAGAACUCAAUAAAGAUAAUCUCAGAUGCUGGGCUUGGGAUGGCCAUGUUCAGUUUAGGUUUAUUUAUGGCUUUACAACCUCGGAUUAUUGCUUGUGGCGGGAAAAUGGCAACAAUCUCCAUGUCUAUUCGCUUCUUCUGUGGGCCGUUGAUGAUGUCAGCAGCAUCUAUCGCGGUUCAGCUAAAAGGGGUCCGACUGCAUGCUGCCAUUGUGCAGGCGGCUCUUCCACAAGGGAUUGUACCAUUUGUGUUUGCAAGGGAAUAUGGAUUGCAUCCUGAUAUUCUAAGUACUGGGGUAAUUUUUGGCAUGCUGGUUUCCCUACCAGUCACCCUUCUUUACUACAUUCUAUUAGGCUUAUGAGGAUGUUCAACAACCAUUAAUUGGAGAGAGGAAGGAAAAAGUAGCUUCAACUAGAAAAAUGAUGAGAAAGACAAAUCUAAUUUGGGCAGCAACUAUUUUACGAGCUAGCUAGUCGACGGAAGAUCUCGGAGGAAGUUACGUCCAGAAAGUCGAGGAUCCAACGACCUUACUUUGACUAGGUAUUGUCAGAUUGAUGAAGCACCAUAUUUCUCCGAGGUGAUGGUUCAACGCAAUUGUGAGGGUAUUCCUGGUGGUUGUAAAUGACUUCAGUAGCUUGAAAAGUUUAAGGGGUUGGUUAACUUGCAAGCUAUGUUUUGCUAGCAAAUUAUUAAGCUCUUUGUAGAGUACAUAACGUCGAGUCGAUCGAUGGAUAGAGUUAGUAUC